AUGGUAGCGCCAACACGGUCACAGAUCAAGAUCAAAGCUUUGCAGCGGUUAACUAAAGAGCAUGAGCUCUAUCUGAAAGAAGAGGUUGAGAUUAUGGCUCGUUUGAAGAGCCUGAAGGAGAACAAUGGCGACGAGUACGAGAUCAAGAAGAUCCAGCAGGUUCUCGACGAAACACGGCGGGUGGUGCCCAAUGUGCGCAAGCGGUUGGAGAAUGAGGUUGAAGAAACCCAAAGGCUUCAGGUUGCCGAUGAGGACAGGGCCGAACUCGACGAGGCGGUUGCUAAAGCUCAAGCGUACUUGACAGCUCAUUAG
Molecule: messenger RNA, 312 nt
Organism: Wickerhamiella sorbophila
Lineage: Eukaryota; Fungi; Ascomycota; Dipodascomycetes; Dipodascales; Trichomonascaceae
Product: Tubulin-specific chaperone A
Exons: 1
Coding region: 1-312 (103 amino acids)
Biological process (GO): post-chaperonin tubulin folding pathway; tubulin complex assembly
Cellular component (GO): microtubule cytoskeleton; cytosol
Molecular function (GO): beta-tubulin binding
Source: RefSeq, a predicted model, not a curated record